AUGGCUCCUGUUGGAAAGCUCUACGGUGCCGCUGGCAACCCCCGUUUCCGUCGUACCUACGCCACCGCCAAGGCGGCCGGUGUCGAGGUCGAGGUCGUCCCCUGCGUUAUGGACGGCUCGUGGAAGACCGAGGAGUUCCUCAAGAAAUUCCCCCUCGGCUACCUCCCCGCUUUCGAGGGCAAGGACGGCUUCAAGCUCCAGGAGUCCGGUGCCAUCGCUGACUACCUCGGUGGCCUGAACCCCGAGUCUGGCAUCGUCCCCACCGACGCCGAGAAGCUCGCCGACGUUCGUCAGUGGCAGUACUUCGCCGACCAGGAGCUCUUCGUCAAGUCGGCCCCUGCCUUCUACAUGCUCAUCGGCCGCAUCCCCUACUCGAAGCCCGCCUUUGACGCCAUCAUCGCUGCCGUCACCCAGCGCCUCGAGGUCCUGAACGCCGAGCUCCUCCGCAAGACCUUCAUCGUCGGCGAGCGCCUCACCAUUGCCGACAUCUUCCUCGCCUCGGCCCUCCUCUUCAUCUUCUCCACCACCAUUGACGCCACCAUCCGCGCCAAGGUCCCCAACGUUGUCCGUUACUUCAACACCAUCAUCAACCACCCCAAGAUUGCCGACGUCUUCGCUGAGCCCGCCGUCGAGCUCCUCCAGGAGCCCGCCGUCUUCAAGGGCCAGUCCAAGAAGAAGGAGGAGAAGAAGGAGAAGGCCCCUAAGGCUGAGAAGCCCAAGGCCGAGAAGGCCCCCAAGGCCAAGAAGGAGGCCGAGGAGGACCUUGCCCCUCCCCCUGACGUUCCCGCCGAGCCCAAGGCCAAGAACCCCCUUGACUCCCUCCCCAAGUCCAACUUCAACCUUGAGGAGUUCAAGCGUCAGUACUCGAACCUCGACACCCGUGGUGCCGGUGGCUCGCUCGAGUGGUUCUACAACAACUUUGACAAGGAGGGCUUCUCCGUCUGGCGCAUCGACUUCCUCUACAACGAGGACCUCACCAUGACCUUCAUGUCUGCCAACCAGAUCGGUGGUCUCUUCGCCCGCUGGGAGGCUUCGCGCAAGUACCUCUUCGGCUCGGUCGGUGUCCUUGGCAAGACCAACGACUCGAUCAUCACCGGUGUCCUCGUCCUCCGUGGCCAGGACGCCGACCCCGUCGUCUCGGUCGCCCCCGACUGGGAGUCGUACAAGUUCACCCGCAUGGACCUCGACAAGCCCGAGGACAAGGAGUUCUUCGAGGGCGCCAUGGCCUGGGACCUCAAGGUCGGCGACAAGGAGUGGGCCGACGGCAAGAACUUCAAGUAA
This is a messenger RNA of Trichosporon asahii var. asahii CBS 2479, 1281 nucleotides long. RefSeq lists its product as uncharacterized. The coding region runs from base 1 to 1281 and encodes 426 amino acids. The record is from RefSeq and is a predicted model, not a curated record. The transcript has 3 exons. Gene Ontology annotation, molecular function: translation elongation factor activity. Gene Ontology annotation, cellular component: nucleus; cytoplasm. NCBI's taxonomy places the organism in Eukaryota, Fungi, Basidiomycota, Tremellomycetes, Trichosporonales, Trichosporonaceae. Gene Ontology annotation, biological process: translational elongation.